AUGAGUAUAGGCAACCAAUUGUACCUUAUAGUCCAUGCCAUAGUGUAUGACUUGGUUGUAGUAUUUUGCCAGUCAAUUAUUCAUACUUUUUUCAAAGACAUUCGAGUUCGAGGCUCCUUCAACAUUCCUAAGAAGGGUCCCAUCAUAUUUGUGAUUGCUCCCCACCACAACCAAUUCUUAGAUGGUAGCGUUGUAGCUGCUAAAAUUAAGGAGUAUGGCGAUAGAAGGGUCUCUUUUCUUGUGGCAGGGAAGUCGUAUCGGGACCCUUUUAUUGGUCUUUUGUCAAGAUUGACAUCUGCAAUUCCUGUGGAGAGAGCUCAAGACUUGAUGAAAACAGCAAAGGGGAAGAUUUAUCUCGGUGAUCAGGACAAUAUUAUAAUUGGUGAAGGAACCAAGUUUACUAAAGACUGUCAGGUCAAAGGUUUGAUCGGGUUACCGAAUUCCAAGGGUAAUUUCCAGAUUGUGAAGAUAGUGAGUGAUACUGAAGUGGAAAUAAAAGGUGACUACAAAGACAAACGAGAACUGCUCACUAAGAUUCGGUACGAUAUGUUGCGCGCAGGCUCAAGAUAUAAGACUGCUCCUCACGUGGAUAACCAUGUGUUGUUUCAAAAGGUGUUUGACUUUUUGAACAGUGGUAAGGCCAUGGGAUUGUUCCCAGAAGGAGGUUCGCAUGACAGAAGUGACCUUUUACCAUUGAAGCCUGGCGUGGCUAUAAUGGCAUUGGGAGCUAUAUCUCAGUGCAAGGAUCCCGACGGGGUGAUUAAUAUCAUUCCCAUGGGGUUGAACUAUUUUCACGCUCAUCGGUUUAGAUCCAGGGCUGUUAUUGAAUUUGGGAAACCCUUGCAAAUUACAAAGGAAGAUGGUGAAAAGUACCUCAAAGACCAGAGGAAGACCAUCAACGACUUGCUUAAUACGAUAACAUUCAAGUUGAAAGAAGUGACAGUUACGUGUGAUGACUUUGAGACUCUUGUGACGUUACAAGCUGUGCGGAGAUUAUUUACUACCGGACAACGUGAACAAAUCCCUUUACCAAUGGUGGUGGAAAUGAACAGGCGACUCAUUCGUGGAUAUGAGUUGCAUAAAGACGAACCAGAUGUGAUCGAGAUGAAGAAGUUGGUUAUGGAAUAUAACAAACAAUUGAUGCUUUUAGGGUUACACGAUCACCAGGUGGAUUCUCUCACUGCUUCCAACAAAUUACACACAGCCAUUGUGUUUCUUGGGCGUUUGUUCAAGGUAUUUUUGUUCUUUGGAUUGAGUAUGCCUGGAAUCUUUCUAUUCUCCCCCGUGUUUAUCACCGCCAUAAGAAUCAGUAAGAAGAAGCAGAAGGAAGCAUUAGCAGGUUCAGUGGUUAAAAUCGAGGCCAAGGAUGUGCUUGGAACGUGGAAAGUAUUGGUUGCCUUGGUAUUGGCUCCAUCCUUAUAUGUGUUUUACUCUAUUUGUGGUACGGUGCUUAUCCUCAAGUUGGAUGUUAUUCCUUGGUUAAACAGCAGCUGGAAGUACAAGGCAUUGGUGUUUCUUUUCUGCUAUUUCUGGUCGGUUCUUACGACAUAUGCUUCCUUGAGAAUUGGAGAGAUUGGUGUGGACUACUACAAAUCGUUGAAGCCGUUGUUCUAUUCCCUUGUGAGCGAGAAUAAAGACUUGAUUCAAAUCGACGAGUUGAAGAAUCAACGGCAGUUCUUAUCACAAAAAGUCACCGAUUUCUGUGACAGGUAUGGGAGAGUCAUUUUCAAAGACUACCAAGAGUUCUAUGAUCUAUAUAACGAGAAUGACAUUGAUGUCAAUAUCGCUAAUGUGAAGAUUUUUAGUGACCAGGUUAGUGAGCACAGCAGCAGCGGCGACGAGGAAGAAAAAGAGACUCAUCGGAAUGAAGAAAUAAGAAACGAAGCAACACGGAACAAGAUCUCAAAGAUGAUGAAGAAGAAGUCCAAACAAUCGUAA
Yamadazyma tenuis ATCC 10573 is the source of this 1938-nucleotide messenger RNA. RefSeq names its product bifunctional glycerol-3-phosphate/glycerone-phosphate O-acyltransferase (gene SCT2). NCBI's taxonomy places the organism in Eukaryota, Fungi, Ascomycota, Pichiomycetes, Serinales, Debaryomycetaceae. Gene Ontology annotation, biological process: phospholipid biosynthetic process. Gene Ontology annotation, molecular function: glycerol-3-phosphate O-acyltransferase activity; glycerone-phosphate O-acyltransferase activity. The record is from RefSeq and is a predicted model, not a curated record.